Molecule: messenger RNA, 2895 nt
Organism: Bactrocera latifrons
Lineage: Eukaryota; Metazoa; Arthropoda; Insecta; Diptera; Tephritidae
Gene: tyn
Exons: 8
Coding region: 129-2291 (720 amino acids)
Source: RefSeq, a predicted model, not a curated record
ACUUUCAGCGUUGCCCAGCCAAUCAAUUAUUGUUGUUGCAGCAUCAAAUAAGGCUCAUUGGCCGCAAAAAGUUCUGAAGCCUAAAGUCACAGCAGCAUUGUGACAACUCCGCUAAAAAAUAAAAUAGGAUGCGAUUAGUACACCGUCAAACCGCAGCAAUCAUGUCCGGCUGGACAACGCCGUCCGCUAAUCUGCGCUUUGUGCUCGCCCUCUGCCUAGCCAUCGCGCUGCUGCCCAGUCCCGGUGCGGCGCGCAUGGCCUUCGAGAAACUCACAGACUUCGAUUUUGCCGGCACCACAUACUACAGCGUGAAGAAUCUCUCGCUGUACGAGUGUCAGGGCUGGUGUCGUGAGGAGGCCGAUUGUCAGGCGGCCGCAUUCAGUUUUGUCGUCAAUCCAUUGUCGCCCUCGCAGGAGACACACUGUCAACUGCAGAACGAUUCGUCGGCACACAAUCCGUCCGCGGCGCCACAACGCUCCGCCAACAUGUAUUACAUGGUGAAAUUGCAGCUGCGCAGCGAAAAUGUCUGCCAUCGGCCGUGGGCGUUCGAGCGUGUACCCAAUAAGAUUAUACGCGGUCUCGAUAAUGCGCUCAUCUACACCAGCACCAAGGAGGCCUGCUUGUCGGCUUGCUUAAAUGAGAAACGUUUCGUUUGUCGCUCGGUCGAAUAUGAUUACAAUAAUAUGAAAUGUGUCUUGAGCGAUUCGGAUAGACGUAGCUCGGGCCAAUUUGUGCAGCUGGUCGAUGCGCAAGGCACCGACUACUUUGAGAACUUGUGCUUGAAGCCGGCGCAGGCCUGUAAGAAUAAUCGUUCAUUUGCCGUUGCGCGCGUGGGUGUGUCUGAGGAGAAGGUGGCUCAAUAUGUUGGUCUGCAUUACUAUACCGACAAGGAAUUGCAAGUGACUUCAGAAUCUGCUUGCCGUUUGGCCUGUGAAAUCGAAACAGAGUUCCUGUGUCGCUCAUUCCUGUAUCUCGGUCAGCCACAGGGUUCACAGUACAACUGCCGCUUGUUCCACUUGGACCAUAAGACACUGCCCGACGGUCCCUCAACUUAUCUGAACCAUGAGCGUCCACUGAUCGAUCACGGUGAACCCAUUGGCCAAUACUUUGAAAAUGCUUGCGAGAAGACCACCUCACCGCCCGGCACUUUAGACAAGUUGGACACACUGCCUGUCAGUCUAGACACUACCGAAGAUCCUAACUUGACCAACAUCACCAGAAAUGAUGUCAACUGCGAUAAGACUGGCACCUGUUACGAUGUCUCUGUACACUGCAAAGACACCCGCAUCGCUGUACAGGUCCGCACCAACAAACCGUUCAAUGGUCGUAUCUAUGCUCUGGGACGUUCGGAGACUUGUAAUAUCGACGUCAUCAACUCGGAUGCGUUCCGAUUGGAUCUGACCAUGGCUGGACAAGACUGUAAUACGCAAAGUGUGACCGGCGUCUAUUCGAAUACUGUCGUACUCCAGCAUCACAGCGUUGUCAUGACCAAGGCCGAUAAGAUCUACAAAGUUAAAUGCACCUACGAUAUGAGUUCGAAGAACAUCACCUUCGGCAUGAUGCCCAUACGCGAUCCAGAAAUGAUCCACAUCAACUCAUCGCCUGAGGCACCACCACCAAGGAUUCGCAUACUGGACACACGUCAACGUGAAGUGGAGACCGUACGCAUCGGUGAUCGUCUCAACUUCCGUAUUGAAAUACCCGAAGACAAUUUUGCUCAAGCUCCCUAUGGUAUCUUUGCGCGUUCUUGCGUCGCGAUGGCUAAGGAUGCACGCACCAGCUUCAAAAUCAUUGAUGAUGAUGGCUGUCCCACUGACCCAACCAUCUUUCCUGGUUUCACUGCUGACGGCAAUGCAUUGCAAUCGACUUAUGAGGCCUUCCGUUUCACCGAGAGCUACGGUGUUAUCUUCCAAUGCAAUGUUAAAUAUUGUUUGGGUCCUUGCGAACCGGCUGUGUGCGAAUGGAAUAUGGAAUCCUUCGAGUCGUUGGGUAGAAGACGUCGUCGUCGCGCUAUCGAGGGCAACGAGACUAAGGAGGCUGAUGAUGAUAUGAAUAUCUCGCAAGAGAUUCUAGUCCUGGACUUUGGCGACGAGAAGCGUGAAUUCUUCAAGGCAGAUCCCAGCACAGACUUUGCCAAAGAUAAGACUGUCACCAUCAUUGAGCCCUGCCCCACGAAGACCUCCGUUUUGGCGCUGGCCGUCACAUGUGCGCUGAUGAUUCUGCUCUACAUUUCGACAUUGUUCUGUUAUUAUAUGAAAAAAUGGAUGCAACCUCAUAAGAUUGUAGCAUAAAGAAAAUGUUAAGCAACACAAAAACACACUUACACAUAUAAAUUUACGAAAAAGUGAACAGAAGAAACUCUAAAGUAAGCAAGAAAAAUUAAAUUGAACACAGGGGUAUCGGACUAAAUCAGAAAAGUAAUUUAAUGUUAUGCAAGAAAUGAUAUUACAACAAAAAAUUUACGAAAAAUAAGUUUUUAGAAAAAAAGCUCGCAAAAAGCUUUUACAAAAAAGUUUCAAGCUAGUAAUUUAAGUUUAAAAUUAAACAAAGAAUAAUGCAUUUCAUAAUAUUAAGUUUAGCAAGAGUCUAAAACGAAAAGCUGGCUUGGUGGUAGCGGGAAAGUUUGAAAGUUUACAUAAGCUUCGCAAUUUCUCUAGAGGGGUAGAAUAGGCCUAAUGGCACGCAAGGAAUUAUGCAAUAAUAAGUAAUAAACUGUAUGCGUAUCAUAGUUUUAGUUUUAACAUAUAGAAGUACUUAUGCAUAAAAGCUCAGUGGAAUAGAGCUUUUAUUUAAAAUGUUAGUCUUAAUUAUAAUACUUCAAUCCUACAUACAUACAUAUAUACACUGCACUCUCACCUUAUAUGUUCCACGAAAUUUAAGCUAUCGAUUGAGUAA